UUUGGCAAUGGGUGGGGUGUAUUGAACUUCUGCUGUAGGACGCCAUGCAGCGUUAGUGAGCAGACACAGUGUAACUAACACGGAAGUGAAGUGUAGCCGUUUUUCGAGCACAUUUCUCUGUCGCUUUGGAUUACAGACAUGAUGGCAGAGGAUAUUCAGACCAAGCUGAAGAAUUACAAGACGGCACCUUUUGAUGCCAGGUUUCCUAACCAGAAUCAAACCAGGAACUGCUUUCAAAACUACUUGGACUUUCAUCGUUGUACUAAAGCACUAACUGCAAAAGGAGUUGAUACUUCUCCAUGUGAGUGGUAUCACAAGGUAUUUAAAUCAAUCUGCCCAAUCUCCUGGGUAAACAAAUGGAAUGAUCAGCUGGCAGAAGGCACAUUCCCUGGAAAAAUCUAACUUGUGAUUGCAGCUUGAUUGAAACCCUUACAAUGUUUCCAAAGCUUUCACCAAAAUAAAUACUAAAUAUUAAACAGGUUAUUUUCUCA
This is a messenger RNA of Stegostoma tigrinum, 491 nucleotides long. RefSeq names its product cytochrome c oxidase subunit 6B1-like. The coding region runs from base 139 to 402 and encodes 87 amino acids. The record is from RefSeq and is a predicted model, not a curated record. The transcript has 4 exons. Gene Ontology annotation, cellular component: mitochondrion; respiratory chain complex IV. NCBI's taxonomy places the organism in Eukaryota, Metazoa, Chordata, Chondrichthyes, Orectolobiformes, Stegostomatidae.